Musa acuminata AAA Group (dessert banana) is the source of this 2594-nucleotide messenger RNA. Its product is annotated as ethylene-responsive transcription factor ERF039. The record is from RefSeq and is a predicted model, not a curated record. The transcript is spliced from 9 exons. Lineage: Eukaryota; Viridiplantae; Streptophyta; Magnoliopsida; Zingiberales; Musaceae. Gene Ontology annotation, biological process: regulation of DNA-templated transcription. The coding region runs from base 1372 to 2202 and encodes 276 amino acids. Gene Ontology annotation, molecular function: DNA-binding transcription factor activity; DNA binding.
CUCCUCUCGCCCUCGAAAUCCGCUUCGACGCGUCCACCACUUGCGCCCGCGAUCACGUCGCGCUUCCACCGGCUCCGAUCUCCAUCCCUUUCUGUGUGAGGUCGGUCAUCAUGUUUGGGGGUGCGCCGGGGAGUGACCGUCCCGAUUACUAUGAGAUUCUUGGUGUUGCAAAGAGUGCAAACCAGGAUGAGCUGAAGCAGGCCUAUAAGAAGGCAGCCAUGAAGAAUCAUCCUGAUAAAGUUGGUGACGCUGAGAAAUACGAGGAGUUGUCUCAAGCAUAUGGAGUUCUCAGUGACCCUAAAAAGAGGGAAAUUGAUGAUAAAUACAGGAAAGAUGCCCUCAUGGGAGGUGGAGACACAUCUCAUAAUCCUUUUGAAAUAUGUGAACAUUUUUUUUGGAGGUGGCAACUCUAGACAUCACAUAUACCUAGAGAAGUGGUGAAGAUGUAGUUCAUAGCUAACGGUUUCUUUAGAAGACUUGUACAACGGGGCAUGCAAAAGGAUUUCCCGGUCGAGAAAUGUGCUAUGUCCAAAAUGCAUAGGGUUAUAGAUAAGUGGAAACUUGUAGCAAAACUACUAGUCCUUUGAUUGAUUCUACUUGUCCACGAAAGGCUCCAAGAGUGGGAAAUCAGAGACAUGCCAUUCAUGUCAAGGUAGAGGCUUGAAGAUUGUAACAAGAAUGCUUGGAUUAGGCAUGAUCCAACAAAUGCAACAUACGUACGAGCAAUACAGCAGCUCAGGUGAGAUCAUCGGCAGAAAGGAUAAGUGCCCUCGGUGCAAAGGAAAAAAGGUUAUCCAGGAGAAGAAGUUACUGGAGGUGCAAAGGAAUGCAACAUAGAAGAUUGUAAUCCGAGGAGGAGCUGAUGAAGUCCCUGACACAGUGACGGGACACAUUAUCGUCAUCGUACAACUCCAGGAGCAUCCGCAGUUCAAGAGAGCAUUUGGUGAUCUCUAUGUGGAACAUUGGCUCAGUCUGGCACAGGCAUUUUGUGCCUUCCACAAUUUGCUCUGACUCAUCUCAAUGGUAGACGGUUGCUCAUCCAGUUAAAUCCAGGGGAAGUCGUGAAACCUGUAAUCAACUGUGAAGGGAUGCCUUUACAUCAAGUUCCGGUGCCUUCUCACCUGAACAGUGCCGUUCUCUGCAUAAAAUUCUGCUUGCAAGCUUUAGCAGCCUAUCAGUUGUCUGACAUGAAGCUGAUAAACGUGAAGAAACCACUCCAUAUGAUGUUAGCAUCGGAGAACAAACGAGGAUAAGGCAGCAGCAGCGGCUAGAGGAGGAAGUUUCGGAUGAAGACAAGGAUAGAGCUGCACGCGUGCACUGUGCCCAGAGGUCUCUCGCUGGGCAUCAUGAGAGCCCAUCACAUUGCUAUUUAUGCUGCCACUCAUCAUUGCCCCCUCCUCCUCGAGCACCUUUUGGCUUCCUUCUCCCUCCAUGGAAGAAGAGUUACUCCUCCAAGAAUGUGAAGCUAACACCUGUUCUUCUUCUUCUUCUUCUUCUUCCUCCACCAUCACCUCCUCCUCAUCCUCGUCCUCCUUGUCCUCCAUGGCCACCUCUUGCUGCCCCAAUGCCUCACCGGAACUACCUGGUCAAAGCUCGAACAAGGAGAAGAAGACGUCUAAGAGUGGAUCCAAGAGACAGGCUCAGGCUGCUCCUGCUGGUGGUGGGGGUGGAGCCGAGAAGCGAAGCAAGGAUGGGAAGCAUCCGGUGUACCGUGGCGUUCGAAUGCGGAAUUGGGGCAAGUGGGUGUCGGAGAUCCGGGAGCCGAGGAAGAAGUCGCGGAUCUGGCUGGGGACGUUCCCGACGGCGGAGAUGGCGGCCCGGGCGCACGAUGUGGCGGCGCUGGCCAUCAAGGGCCAGUCGGCGCACCUCAAUUUCCCAGAAUUGGCCGCCGAGCUGCCGCGGCCGGCCACCGCGGCUCCCAAGGACGUCCAGGCCGCGGCAGCCCUCGCCGCCGCGGCCACAUUCUGUGGGCCAUGCACGACCUCCCAGUGCUCGGCCCCGGACCAGGCCGAGCAGCCGGACCCCACGACGCCGCCGAGCGGCGACGACGACGCGCUCUUUGACCUGCCAGAUCUCUUCCUCGGCCUAAGAGAAGGAUUCUGCUACUCCUCCUCGUCUUCUUCUUCUGCAUGGCUGCCCUCCACGGAGGAAGACGGCGUCGAGUUCCGAAUCGAAGAACCAUUCCUUUGGGAAGACAAUUAACCUGCGCAACCCAAUGCAUGCAUGCAUCCAUCCAUAUCCCUUCUGUCCACCACCAAUGGCGUGAGCAACGGAAGCAACACGUGCACCGUCCACCAUGAGCUUCCUCCUCAACUGCAACUGGAAAGCAGAGUCCAAAUCCACAAGCUCUGCAACUCUUCUACCUGAAUUACUCAUCCGCUCUGCACGAUCGAAUGGUCAAACAACAAUAAUGAGGCAGGAACACAUGUUUACUUUCUUGCAUCACAAGUUAGUCUGCGAUGGCAGGCAGGCAUCGAUAUGAGUGUGAAUAAGCUUUGAAUUCAUGUGUAUGUGAAUAAAGAACAGGAUUCAAAGGCGAUGGUCGUCGUUGCUAUCUCCCCUUUUGCUGAAUUGGAAAGCAUUUGCUCUGAUCA